GGGUUUUCAGCGAACAUGUUUUGUAACUAUUUUUAUGGUUACAUUAUAUAUAAUUAUUUUAUUUGUGUGCUAUUUUUUAUAUUUCAUUUUUUUUAACAACACACAUGCAUUGAACAUGUUUUGUAACUUUAUUUUGCCUUAAUAUAGGAAUAUUGUUGAGAUAACUUCGGCCCAAACGACCAAAUCCAAUCCCUUUGUACUACAUAUAAAAUACAAACAUCGUACUAUCAAACACUUUUCUACAUACAUUAUCGUACUACAUUUUACCUUAAUCACUAUUUAAUCAUCAACAACAUACACUAAUUAACAUUCAUAACAAACAAGUAUACAAUCAACAAGUGAUAUAUAUAGUAUAAUCAAGGCUCCACCACCAAUGAUGAUGAUGAAUGGCGGAAACACGACAAUGGGAAUGCCACGACGAAAGAAAAUGAUGAUGCACAUGACGUUUUAUUGGGGGAAAGACGCGUUGAUCCUAUUUACAGGUUGGCCCGGGGUUGAUAAUACUGGAAUGUAUGUUUUAGCACUCUUUUUUGUGUUCUUUCUAGCUAUCAUUGUGGAAUGGCUUGCACAUUGCAACGCCGUUAUGAUGAAAUCAAAUGGUGUAGCGUCGACUUUGGCUCAAACGUUGGUGUACACUAUACGUGUGGGGCUCGGGUUCAUGGUGAUGUUGGCAUUGAUGUCGUUUAAUUUUGGUGUGUUUUUGACUGCUGUGUUGGGACAUGCUCUAGGGUUCUUUUUCUUUCGAGUGAUUAUGAGAUCGUCGGAGCACCAAGAUGUGGUUUCGACUGCCUGUUAAUGUUAUAUUUUGGUUUUGUAAUUAUACUUACCUUGUUUUUAA
This is a messenger RNA of Erigeron canadensis, 838 nucleotides long. RefSeq names its product copper transporter 1-like. Lineage: Eukaryota; Viridiplantae; Streptophyta; Magnoliopsida; Asterales; Asteraceae. The transcript has a single exon. Gene Ontology annotation, molecular function: copper ion transmembrane transporter activity. Gene Ontology annotation, biological process: copper ion transmembrane transport; intracellular copper ion homeostasis. The coding region runs from base 374 to 796 and encodes 140 amino acids. Gene Ontology annotation, cellular component: plasma membrane. The record is from RefSeq and is a predicted model, not a curated record.